CCUGGUAUUUUUCUCUUGCCUUUGUGUUUAUCAUUUUGACGGAUGUGAGCGUCUUUCAUUUUUAUUCCAUGAAAAGUUCCAGAUAUUUUCAGAAGUAUCUCCUUCUUAUAUGCAGGUCUCCUACCGCUCAGUCAGAUGUGCUCACCUGUGAAUCAGAACUAAGAGCCCUGGAUGGUGAACACAGAGGAGACUAUAGCCAAUGAACCAGGUAAGAGUAACAAGAAGAAUGAAUGCUGUCCUAAAUGCUCCUCAGGGUCAAUUAACAUUCAAGGAUGUGGCUGUGGACUUCUCAAAGGAGGAAUGGGAAUGUCUUGACUGUGCUCAGAGGGCAUUGUACAUGGAUGUGAUGUUGGAGAAUUACAACAAUCUAUUUUUUGUGGGUAAGAAUACACUUCUUGUAGAAUUCCUGACUCGAAACACUCUGACAUAUCUAAAGACUUCCAGAAUAAAGGAAGUCCUAGUUACUAACACAAUUCUUAUUUGUAUUUCCUUUACAUUUCUCUUCAUUCUUUGCAAGAGUAUCCAGUAUUAUAUUCUGUGUAAUCUCUCAAAACAUUGUAUCUACUUUUAAUCAAAAAUUCAAAAAUCAAAAACCACUGAAUAGUCAGAGCAAGAAAAUAUAUU
Molecule: messenger RNA, 624 nt
Organism: Mus pahari (shrew mouse)
Lineage: Eukaryota; Metazoa; Chordata; Mammalia; Rodentia; Muridae
Product: zinc finger protein 610-like
Exons: 3
Coding region: 200-571 (123 amino acids)
Biological process (GO): regulation of DNA-templated transcription
Source: RefSeq, a predicted model, not a curated record